This is a messenger RNA of Adineta steineri, 402 nucleotides long. NCBI's taxonomy places the organism in Eukaryota, Metazoa, Rotifera, Eurotatoria, Adinetida, Adinetidae. The record is from the annotation of a GenBank genome assembly.
AUGUUGGCUCCUCAAGACCAGGCCUCAACUGCAGAAGCGCGAACUCUCGUGCGACCUAUACAUGUAUGGCUUGAUCAAAAUGUCAAUACGGACGAAAGUAAUCGUAUUAUGAAAGAAAAAUUCAAAGGAUCAGUCCAUCGAUUUGAAGCGUUCGACAGUAUUGAUCAAUGUGAAAGAUUCAUUGAACGUUGGAGUAGUCGUAAUAUUGUGUUCAUAGUUUCUGGUUCUUUAGGAAGAGAAAUUCUUCCACGAAUUCAUUCGUUACCUCAAUUAUUGAAAUGUUAUGUAUAUUGUGGAAAUAAACAAGCGAAUGAACAAUGGGCUCAACAAUAUUUUAAAAUCAAAGGUGUUUUCGAUUCAUCUGCUGAUCUUAUCAAAGUCAUUGCGCCUUAUCAUUGUUGA